UUUGAAAAAAAAGAGACUCAAUCUAAUCGUGAUAAUAAUAAUAAUAAUAAUAAUAAUAAUAAUAAUAAUAAUAAUAGUGUAUUGUUGAAUAGACUUGAAACGGAAGUAGCCAUAAUUAUUACCACUAAUGUAAAAUCUAUUUCCCUUCUCUUAUUCCCAUAUAAUAUAUAUUGUACACGUAAAUCAGGUGUAAAAUUAUGUUUCUCUGUGAUAUUUCUGUUUUUUUUGCUUCGUUUUUUUUCGUCAGACGACAAUAAAUACUAG
Molecule: messenger RNA, 264 nt
Organism: Schistosoma turkestanicum
Lineage: Eukaryota; Metazoa; Platyhelminthes; Trematoda; Strigeidida; Schistosomatidae
Source: the annotation of a GenBank genome assembly